Messenger RNA from Penicillium roqueforti, 3273 nucleotides. Its product is annotated as ion transporter. The transcript has 3 exons. Lineage: Eukaryota; Fungi; Ascomycota; Eurotiomycetes; Eurotiales; Aspergillaceae. Bases 1 to 3273 code for a protein of 1090 amino acids. The record is from RefSeq and is a predicted model, not a curated record.
AUGUUCGCCUCGCUGCUGCGUCCAAAGCGCCAGCGCGGGCAGGUCGAGCAGUCCCCAUUCUCAACCCCCUCCCCGUGGUUUCGCUCCACACACAACAACUCGCGACGCGUCCCUCGAGCCGAUGAAAGCAGCGAUGAUGCGCCAGAGCUUCACGAAAUCGAUGAGGAAGAUAUGGACCAGGACUGGGAGGAAGGGGAAGAGGAAGAGGACGGACCACUCGAGUCUACACCUCUAUUGCCUAUGUUCUCUGCGUCGCAUUUGGAUGCGCUGCCUGUUUACAACAUCACCCACGCCAUUCGUCCUUUGAUCGCUUCACGCUGCGAAACCACCCUCACAUGGGACCAACUACGCUCGCCGCAGGUCUCCCAGUUCCUGAUCAAGCCGAUCCUGCAGAAAAUCAUGUCGGCCCACUUUUCGCGCGCGACCCUCUAUGCAUUGAUGGCCAACUGUCUGCAAUUCGAGAGAGAAAUACACCUAAGUCCGGGGAAUAGCGGGGCAAAUCAGACACGGGCAAUGGUCAGUGAACUGUUGGCGAUAAAGCUAUUGCGGGAAUACUCGACCCGCGAAUUGAUCGAUGCGCUGUCCUACGAGUUCUAUCCACUUCAGGGCCAGGAUCAAUCCACAAUAUUAGUCACUGGCCCUCAUCGGAAACGGGUGGUUGCGGCCCGUGUCUCAUGCUUAGAGGUUGCUAUCCGCGCGCAGGCCAAGCGAUUCUUGGCCCAUCCUGUCGUCGUGCAACAAUUGGAGGCUAUCUGGGCGGGGACGGUUGUCUUCCACUCGGCCGCCGACAGUCUCCAUCGCUCUAUGAGCAUGAACCAAGGUGGAAACCUGGAUUAUGGGGCAACAAUGGAUCCCAAUGAUGAUAAUACGACCGAGUCCAGCAAUAAGAUACUUCGGCGGUCAGUGACGAUCUACAACCCCCGGGACGCAUCUUUGUUCAAAUUAUCGCGGCUGAGGGUGCCGCGCUAUCGGCAGUUUCUUUCCACCCUAUCCUUUGCAGUACUCUUGGGACUGUUCCUGGCGGUUUUGGAACAGCGCAGCCGCAGGAUCACAUCUCUUGAGAUCUUAUUCUGGUUUUGGAGUGCCGGAUUCAUGCUUGAUGAAGUUGUUGGGUUCAAUGAGCAAGGCUUUAGUCUUUAUCUGAUGAGCUUCUGGAAUCUGUUCGACGUCGGGAUUUUGCUAUUGCUCUUCGCAUAUUAUUGCUUGAGGAUAUACGGCACAUUCCUGACCUACCCUAGAAGUGAAUAUAUCGCCGAUCAAGCCUUCGAUGUUCUUACAGCUACAGCUCCCUUGCUAUUCCCGAGGUUGUUUUCUAUAUUGGAUCAUUAUCGCUACUUCUCCCAACUCCUCAUUGCUUUCCGAAUAAUGGCCUCAGACCUGAUUGCCGUCUUCGUACUCAUCGUCAUUUCUUGCUCUGGCUUUUUUGUCUCUUUCUUGUACUUUGGAGACAACAAGUCCCCCAAAGUGGUGGCUUAUGGUUUGUUCCAGAUGCUGAUGGGAUUUACGCCAACCGCAUGGGCAAUGUGGGAUGAAUACAACUUUUUAGGGAGAACAAUUCUGACGGUUUUCCUGUUCAUCUGUCAUUUCGUCGUCGUCACUAUCUUGAUCACGGUUCUAACCAAUUCUUUCAUGAGAAUUGUCCAGAAUGCAAAUGAAGAACAUCAGUUCUUGUUCGCUGUCAAUACCAUCUCGAUGGUCAAGUCUGAUGCUUUGUUCUCUUAUGUGGCACCAACAAACAUCAUUGCCUGGCUAGUGACACCAUUCCGAUCCCUGAUGCCGUUCCGUGACUUCAUUCGGCUCAAUCGGACCAUUAUCAAGAUAACCCACUUACCCAUAUUAUUUACAAUUUGCCUCUAUGAGAAGACAAUCCUCAGUUCUCGAGUCGUCCAGCCGAUGGAUCUAAUUGAACCUACUUCACAAAAUGAAACACCAGCUCAUAUCCAACAGCCACGUCGAUUCCGUGGUUUCAGCACCAGUGCAUCGGUUCUCAGACGGGAGCCAUCUGUGGCAACAUACCAGAAGGAUCGGGCGUUGGAGGAAGUGUUUCGACGCCCAUAUCGUGGCGAUCGAAUGCGAGGCCCACCAAGCACUGUGCAUGAACGCCAGACCAAUAAUGUCAUCAAAGACUGGAUGCAGGAGAUCGGCUCUGGACCAGCUAAUGGACCCGAUGAUGUGGACUCGCUAGUUGCGGACCGUCAUGGCAUGCACCGACAACGAUUCAAAUUUCCAUUCCGCGCUAGAUUAUCUAACCCACCUCGAGAUUUCACCGAAACCACCCGAUCAGUUGCUUCGAAUCCUGAGGACCGAACAAGCUGCGCAGCCAGCCCAGUCAUCCGGUCUCGGCGCACAAGACCCUCUAUCUCGCCCACUCAGAAACGACAACUCUCCCUUCAUACAGACAUGGAGGGUGAUGACGAACUUACCAGCAACGAUGGUGACUCAAAUGAUAACAAGCAAUCGGCUCUAGGGUCCACGGGUGAGACAGCUGACUCGGUUGAAGGUGCGGAGAGGCCGUCGCCCAAGUUCUACAGCUCUCGUCCAUCUACCGCAAGAAUGAUGUCGCGCCGCAACAGCCCUACACGUCGCAUCAGACAUACACGGAAUGCUUCUGGGGUCACCAUGUUGUACAAUCCAGUUGGAUCUCUAGAUGAAGAGACCGAAGGCCGGGUCACACCUACACGGCCGGAUACGGAUUCCUCCGAUGGAGAAUCACCCCCUUUUGCCUCCACCUCGUUAGAUCAGGGUACCAUGAAGCGUCACGACAUAUCUCGUGCUCGGAACCCUCCAAUUGGACUACAUAUGUCCGUUCCCGAUAUAGAUUACCUAACUAAUCGGUCCACGGGCACCCGACCUCGAUCAUCCCUUCUCUACGAUCUGGGAUCUGAUCUAGGCGACAACAAGGCCGUGGCGAGUGGCUUUUCCGGUGCCCUCCCGUCAAGUUUCCAGACCCAACUAGGAUUUGCCCCACCCGUUCGUCGUGAACCCCCAACCCAAACCCAAGACAUGCUCAGCAAGUUGGUUCUAGCUCGCAUGAACAACAUCGAAGAAGGGUUCCGUGAGGUGAUUAAAGAAUUCAAAGAUCUUCGCCGCAGCGAGUCUAGCCGCAGCCCAAGCCGACCGGACGAGUCCCGGGGGGCUACGCGUGAGAAGAAGAAGCGUGACAAGAAAGACUCGAAGAAGAAGAGUGUCGCUUCACCUGCAAGCCGGGCUGCUAGUGGUGAAGACCCAUUCACAGGAAAUCAGCCGGGUGAUGAUACCCUGCCGUCUUCUUAA